Parastagonospora nodorum SN15 is the source of this 834-nucleotide messenger RNA. RefSeq lists its product as hypothetical. The transcript is spliced from 3 exons. Gene Ontology annotation, cellular component: membrane. Gene Ontology annotation, biological process: transmembrane transport. NCBI's taxonomy places the organism in Eukaryota, Fungi, Ascomycota, Dothideomycetes, Pleosporales, Phaeosphaeriaceae. Gene Ontology annotation, molecular function: transmembrane transporter activity. Bases 1 to 834 code for a protein of 277 amino acids. The record is from RefSeq and is a predicted model, not a curated record.
AUGCUCAUCGCCAUUGCUGCCCUCUUCAUUCUGCCGGACCUCCCGCACAACUCUCGCGGAUUUACUGCUGAAGAGCGCGCUGUCGCCGUCCUGCGCAUGACCGAAGACGUGGGCGAAGCCGACGAAGACAGCGCCGAGGAAUCCCCCUGGGCAGGCCUGAUCAUGGCCGUCAAAGACGCCAAGAUAUACAUCAUGAUGCUAACGUUCACCGCGUACGUCGUUGGACUGAGCUUCAACGCCUUCUUCCCGAGUCUCACGCGCACGCUGGGCUUCGGAUACAUCACCACGCUCCUGAUGUCCGCGCCGCCGUGGGCAUUCGCAUGUGGAGUGAGUCUCGUCAACGCAUGGCACGCGGACCGCACGCAAGAGCGAUUCUGGCACAUUGUUGGGCCGAUUAUGUUUGGCAUGGUAGGGUUCAUUAUCUCGAUGAGCACGCUGAAUACGGCGGCGCGGUACGUGGCGCUGUUCAUGCAGGCGUCAUCGUACGCGGGGUUUAUUGUGUUUUAUUCGUGGAUUUCGAGUUCGUUCCCCAGACCGCCGGCGAAGAGGGCGGUGGCGAUUGCGAUGAUUAACGCGUUUAGUCAGCUUGGCAAUAUCGCGGGAUCGUACGUGUGGAACAUGACGGACAAUGGAUACCGCAACAGCUACGGCGUGGUCACAGCUAUGUUUGGAGUUACGAUUGCAGGCUGCUUCAUCUUCAGGGUCGUUCUUGUCAGGCUGAAUAAGAGGCUAGACGACGGCACGGAUGCAUGGGCAGAGCAGACUGCUAGGGUUGAAGGUAUUACUGCGGAGGAGGCGAAGGGCGGCAUGAAGGAUUUCAGAUAUCUUGUAUAA